Vidua macroura (Pin-tailed whydah) is the source of this 2796-nucleotide messenger RNA. RefSeq names its product dynein light chain Tctex-type 3 (gene DYNLT3). The record is from RefSeq and is a predicted model, not a curated record. The transcript has 6 exons. NCBI's taxonomy places the organism in Eukaryota, Metazoa, Chordata, Aves, Passeriformes, Viduidae. Gene Ontology annotation, biological process: microtubule-based movement. Gene Ontology annotation, cellular component: cytoplasmic dynein complex; cytoplasm; kinetochore. Gene Ontology annotation, molecular function: dynein intermediate chain binding. Bases 370 to 654 code for a protein of 94 amino acids.
GAGCUCCGCCCGGCCCAGCCCGGCCCGGCCCGGCCCGCCCGGCGGAGGCGGAGCCGCGCAGGACUCGCCGCUGCCGCCGCUGCCGGAACCGCUGCCAUGGAGGAGUUUCACCCCCACAACGAUGAGAUGAUCUUCAAUGCUGAUGAGGCCCACAACAUAGUUAAGGAGCUAGAGAGAAGCUAAUCACUGGAGAGGUUGCAGGGACAGCUUGUGGAGUCUCCAUCCUUAGAGAUUUUUAAAACUUGACUGGACAAGGCCAUGAACAAUGUUAUCAGACUUGGAAGUUAACCUUGGCAUGUGUGGGAGGUUGCACUCUAUGAGCUCCUUGUUCUAGCUUUUAAAGUACGUUUUUUGCAGAGAAAGAACACGAUGAAAUGCAUAGAAAAUGUUUUAGGCAAGGCAGAUUAUAAUCACAACAAAGUCAACCAAUGGACUGCUGCUAUAGUAGAACAGUCACUGACCCAUCUGGUGAAACUUGGGAAAACCUAUAAGUACAUUGUUACCUGUGCAGUGAUGCAGAGGAGUGGAGCUGGUCUUCACACAGCAAGCUCAUGCUUCUGGGAUACCACAACUGAUGGAACCUGCACAGUGAGAUGGGAAAACCGAACCAUGAACUGCAUUGUCAAUGUGUUUGCUGUUGCUAUUAUCCUGUAGCUGACUGGAAGAGAAAUAGAAGCAACACCGAAGCCUUUAAAAAGAUAAAUCAUCCUAACCAAUAGCUAAAUAUUUCAAACUAUUAUUUGUUUCUGUAUGAGCAGCAUACAGAAGUUCUCUACAGAGAGCAUACAGUCUAAGCCAGUUCUCAUAGAUUAGUUAUCUGAAAGCUAGCAAAGAAAUUUAAUAUAUAUAUAUAAUAUCUAUCUAUCUGAAGAGAAAAUUUUAGUAAUUUAAAUAUUUAGAAGUAUGUUAAUGAGAAGUUGCCACAAAGAUCAGUAGAAUUUAUGUCAAAGCUAAUAUCAAAGAUAUUUUAUUCCAGAGGAACAAAACACAUCAAAGGAAAUGUCAAAGGGCAAGCAAGACCUCUCAGGAUUAUGGUGCCUUUGGGAACAAAUUAUGAACACAAUUCAGAGUGGCUAUACUAUAAACAAUACUGGUUCUUCAUGCUUGGCUAAACAAAGCAAACUCUCCCUUGGAAUGCAGGUACUUGUGAAAUUGAUGAGCAUCACUUUUUGGUCAAGCAUGAACAUUUACAUGGACACUAAAUCCAGGUAAGCUUUCCCCCUGGAGGCAGAGGAGGACUUUGCUGGGACAGAGGUGAAAUAUACCCAGUCCUAGCAGAAUUCUAAUUUGUCUUCAAAUUAAGAGCAUAAUAUUUGUUAGCAAUUCAGGGAAACAUGCUGGGGAUCUGACACCAGUCUUUAAUUCAUAAUUUAUAAAUCUGAAAACAUUCUGAAGGUACUUAAAUUUGAUUUUAUUCCAUGAUUACAGAAUUUGUGACAAGCACUUUAUUGAUUCCUCAUGCAGUAGCUAGGAGCCAGGGCAAUCUGACUGCACCCAUACUUCAGGUAGGAUUAAAGGGAUCAGUGGAAAGGCACACACAUUUCUAGAGGCUCUUGUUAGCUUUGAAAGUAUUUAUCAAAGUAACAUAUCUGUUCUUUAUAAGAGUUCUCCUAUGUUCUCUAAGUCUAGAAUUGGAUCUUAGUCCUGUGAAAUAAAACAGUUACAUUUUCAGCACUAAGAAUUCCCCUCCUUUAAAGAUUUAUGCAAGUUCUUAACUUUGCUCAUCUAAUGAGUCUUAACUUGAAAUAUUCCUCGUGGAAGAAAAGCAUUUGCACACCUGCAAGUAUUUGCUGGAUUGGGGCCUACAUUUUUGUUGAUAAAUGCACAAAUUAUAUGAUAAAGAGAUGUAUCAAUACCAAAAAUGCCUAAAUGAUUGCUGCCACUAAGUGGCAGCUGCAUUAAGUUGUUUUCUCAGAUGCUGCUUAAGGAUAGAAUUUUUUGUUUAUACUGUAUGUCUUUGAAAGAGACUGGUAACAGCCUAACAGUACUGUAGGGCUGUUCUGAAUUUUAAAAAAUGAAUAUUAAAGCGCUGUUAUGCAUUUUUGUUUGGUUUGGGUUGUUUUUGAGGUAACUAAGUAUUAGGGUAUGAAACAAGAGUCCUGUGGAAAGAGCAAGCUAAAGAAUAUUGUACUGCUUAAAUUGUGUGUACGUGUGGCUAGUGUGACACUACAGAAGGAGCCCUGUGUAUGUGUAGUUUACAGUAAUGUUCAAAAUGUCUUGCUUUGCAGACAAAUAAAAUUCUGCUUUUACCGAAGUGCAAGUAAAAUGAAUACUGUAAUACUGCAUUUGCCAAAGGCAAGUGUUGUGUGAAAAUGUGUGUGUUUGUUGUACUGACUUUCAAAUGUAGAUUAAUAAUUAAGCAUUAUUUGGGUUAGGAUAGAAAUGUAUGAAUUAGGUUCCAGCAUCCAAGAGCCAAAUUGUGGAACUGACAAAAAUGCAUUAGUUUCACUCAUAUUUGGGGUUGUGCAAUGUGAAAAAAAUGUGAGGCAGCAACUAGAAGGUGUGGUAUGAUGAGUAUGGUUAAAGAAGUGGGUGAGUAAAAACAGUGGUGGCUGUUGUGCCCCUGUCAUGGGUAUUGAGGUGCAAUGAUCAGAAGAAAUAUUCCACAUAGCUACUUGUAAUCUCAUUUGGUAUUUUUGCUUUACUUGAAAACCAGGUGCACUGAGUAAGACUAUCAGUUUAAUGAGGCUUGGUGAAGGUCCUCCUGCAGAAGAACCCUAGGAAAUACUGCUUAAUUAUAUGACUGUUUAAUUUUCUUUCUACCAAAAAAAAAAAUAAAGUUUUGCCUUAGUUGUA